Messenger RNA from Lepus europaeus (European hare), 2027 nucleotides. RefSeq names its product hydroxyacyl-CoA dehydrogenase trifunctional multienzyme complex subunit beta (gene HADHB). Lineage: Eukaryota; Metazoa; Chordata; Mammalia; Lagomorpha; Leporidae. The record is from RefSeq and is a predicted model, not a curated record. Gene Ontology annotation, biological process: fatty acid beta-oxidation. The transcript is spliced from 16 exons. Bases 117 to 1544 code for a protein of 475 amino acids. Gene Ontology annotation, molecular function: acyltransferase activity, transferring groups other than amino-acyl groups.
GGGAUGAGGGGGCCUUUCUAGGCAGGACCCGCCCCGGGGUCCCUCAGAGUCUUGGUACUUGGAUCCGAACCUUGCCCGGAGCGAGAAUCCGCGUCGACCCCGACGGAGAUUUCAGCAUGACUUCCAUCUUGACAUAUACAUUUAAAAGUCUUCCCAGUACGUCAAAAUGGGCUCUCCGAUUUUCUCUAAGGCCCCUGAGCUGUUCCUCCCAGCUAUGGGCUGCUCCAGCUGUCCAGACCAAAUCAAAGAAGACCUUAGCCAAACCCAACAUGAGGAACAUCGUGGUGGUGGAUGGGGUCCGCAUCCCGUUUUUGCUGUCAGGCACUUCAUACAAAGAACUGAUGCCGCACGAUUUGGCUAGAGCAGCACUUUCGGGCUUGUUGCAUCGGACCAAUGUCCCAAAGGAAGUUGUUGAUUAUAUCAUCUUUGGCACAGUCAUUCAGGAAGUAAAAACAAGCAAUGUUGCUAGAGAGGCUGCCCUCGGAGCUGGCUUCUCUGACAAGACGCCUGCUCACACUGUCACCAUGGCGUGCAUCUCCGCCAACCAGGCCAUGACCACAGGUGUUGGCUUGAUUGCUUCCGGCCAGUGUGAUGUCGUUGUGGCAGGAGGUGUGGAAUUAAUGUCUGAUGUCCCUAUUCGUCACUCAAGAAAAAUGAGGAAGAUGAUGCUUGACCUCAAUAAGGCCAAGACUCUGGGCCAGCGACUGUCUGUGAUCUCUAAAUUCCGAUUAAAUUUCCUGUCGCCUGAGCUCCCCGCCGUGGCCGAGUUCUCCACCAGUGAGACCAUGGGCCACUCCGCAGACCGACUGGCUGCUGCCUUCGCUGUGUCUCGGCUGGAGCAGGACGAGUACGCACUGCGCUCUCACACGCUGGCCAAGAAGGCGCAGGACCAGGGGCUCCUGUCCGAUGUCGUGCCCUUUAAAGUGCCAGGAAAAGAUACUGUCACCAAAGACAAUGGCAUCCGUCCUUCCUCCCUGGAGCAGAUGGCCAAACUGAAGCCUGCCUUCAUCAAGCCCUACGGCACCGUGACAGCUGCGAACUCCUCUUUCCUGACCGAUGGUGCGUCCGCAAUGCUGAUUAUGGCAGAGGAAAAGGCUCUGGCUAUGGGUUAUAAGCCGAAGGCCUAUUUGAGGGAUUUUGUGUAUGUGUCCCAGGAUCCGAAAGAUCAACUCCUACUUGGACCUACAUAUGCUACUCCAAAAGUUCUAGAAAAGGCAGGAUUAACCAUGAACGAUAUUGACGUCUUUGAGUUCCACGAAGCUUUCUCAGGUCAGAUUUUGGCUAAUUUCAAAGCCAUGGAUUCUGAUUGGUUUGCGCAAAACUACAUGGGUAGGAAAACCAAGGUCGGAUCACUGCCUUUGGAGAAGUUUAAUAACUGGGGCGGCUCGCUGUCCCUGGGACACCCGUUCGGAGCCACCGGCUGCCGCUUGGUCAUGGCAGCUGCCAACAGAUUGCGGAAGGAAGGUGGCCAGUACGGCCUGGUGGCCGCCUGUGCCGCUGGAGGGCAGGGCCACGGUAUGAUCGUGGAAGCCUACCCGAAAUAGUGGACACAGAGGAGGUGACCGGAAGCUCCGUGCCGCUCUCGGACUAGGCAGUGCCAUUCCAAUGCAUUCCCAGGUGACAUCCGCAGUGCCCAGCUCCUCCUAGGAAAACAGCUGGGGGGCUUCUGUGAAUGCUUUGCGAUUAGGCUUUGCCAGUGCUCCACUGACUGCUCUUCAGGGACUUCUAAGCCACCAGACUCCCACGCAGAUAAGUUUAGGAACUGAGUUCGGGUCUCUUUUGUCACAAAGACUAAAAGAGUGCUUGCAGGUUAGUGAGACUUGGAAUCGUUGUCGUAAUAUUUGCAGAUUUUACUUGUUCCUGUCCUUGUCCUCAAGAUAAGUGUUUUCUCUAAAAUACAAACCGAUGUGCCUAAGUUAACCUAAUUAUGGCGAAUGACUCAGAAUCAACAUUACUGAAGACUUAAAUGUUUAUAUACAUAAAUACCAUGCUACUUAACCUUAAUAAAGUGGAGAAGUGCUGGAGAA